Molecule: messenger RNA, 1002 nt
Organism: Emericellopsis cladophorae
Lineage: Eukaryota; Fungi; Ascomycota; Sordariomycetes; Hypocreales; Bionectriaceae
Product: 3-hydroxyisobutyrate dehydrogenase-like protein
Exons: 3
Coding region: 1-1002 (333 amino acids)
Biological process (GO): L-valine catabolic process
Cellular component (GO): mitochondrion
Molecular function (GO): NAD binding; 3-hydroxyisobutyrate dehydrogenase activity; NADP binding
Source: RefSeq, a predicted model, not a curated record
AUGAGAGUUCUUGCUGCUGCUGUGUCGCGCUCGUUUGUGCAGCGAAGAGGCUUUGCUAGCACGACGAGGAGACUGGACAACUAUGCCUUUGUCGGCUUGGGCCAGAUGGGCUACCAAAUGGCUAAGAACUUGCAGUCAAAGUUGCAGCCUGGUGACAGGAUAUCUAUCUUCGAUGUGAACCCGCAGUCAAUGCAGGGCCUUGAGGCCGAGAUGAAGGCGGCCUCGCAAGGGGCUGCUGUGGAGCUCGCAGCGAGCGCUUUCGACGCGUCAAAGGAUGCUGAUACUGUCGUUACUUGCCUUCCCGAGCCUCAACAUGUCAAGGGCGUGUUCGACUCCAUCCUCGUGGCUUCACUGCCCACCAAAGACCGUGUGUUCAUCGACUGCUCGACCAUCGAUCCUUCGACGUCCCAUGAGGUGGCCAAGGCUGUUUCUGCAGCAGGGCAGGGUCAGUUUGUGGACGCGCCCAUGUCCGGCGGCGUCGUCGGCGCCACAGCUGGGACGUUGACCUUCAUGCUGGGCGCUGCCGAAAAACUAAUCCCGCGCGUCGAAUCCACAUUGCUGCACAUGGGCAGAAAGGUCCUGCACUGCGGUGAACAAGGCGCGGGCUUGUCGGCCAAGCUGGCAAACAACUACUUGCUGGCCCUCAACAACAUUGCCACCGCCGAAGCGAUGAACCUUGGCAUGAAAUGGGGUCUCGACCCCAAGAAACUGGCUGGCGUCAUCAAUGUCAGCACAGGUCGUUGCUGGCCCAGCGAGAUCAACAACCCCGUAAAGGGUGUCGUUGAGACCGCGCCUGCUGGCCGUGACUACCGCGGUGGCUUCGGGAUUUCCUUGAUGAAGAAGGAUUUGCGUCUCGCCAUGGUCGCCGCGAAGGAGGCUGGUGCAGAGAUGAAGCUUGCCGACAAGGCCUUUGAAGUGUAUGAGGACGCCGAGAAGAAGGAGGAGUGUGCUGGCCGGGAUUUCUCGGUUGUGUACCGGUAUCUUGGCGGCAAGGAAGAGUGA